AUAAACUGUCACCAUCAUCACUCACUCGGUGCUUCGUUUCGUUUAAUUAAAUACUUGAUAUUUGAUUAGCAAGAUAGUUAAGCUAAAUUUACAAAUAGUCUUUGAGUUAUUCAAAUCGCCUCUCACCAUUGUUGACGCGGAUCAAUCAGAUAUAACUUAAUGUUCAAUCACGAGAUUAUUUUGAUUAUUAUUAUUAUUACUACUAACAGACAAGCAAAAUACGCAAGGCCAUUGUUUCGCGAAUUUGUGUGAAAGUGUAGUUUAUAAACAUUACAAGCAGUUAAACUGCAUGAACAAAGUGUGUCAGUCAGAGACUAACAUAAUAACAAAUUAAGCUUAAAUCACCGUACCGAAAUCAAUCAAUGCAAUUCUAAACAACAGUUUCUAGUUUUGUCAACUGUUAAUUAGUAAUUUGUUAACUAUUGUGAUAACAUUCGCAAAAAACAACAACAUGAUGGACAAUUCACAAGUUCGUAAUACCCCGAAACCAUCCUCAUUCGAAUCUCAACUUCGUCAACUUAUUCUUAAAGAAGAAAUUAAUCAGCCACUCGUAUUCAGAGGAAUUCAUGAAAAUUGGGACCCUUGCACGUUAUCUUUGGAUGACUGGGCUAAACUUUUCAAGGAGGAACGACUCACUGUGAGAUAUGGGAAGAAAAGGUGGAAUGGUUUGCAACCCCAAUGGGAAUCGGAAUGUGGGAAAGUUGACUUGAAAUGGAAAGAAAUUAUUGACUGGAACAAUGGCGAGUAUGAAUUUUUACCAGAGGGUGGAAAAAAGGAGGACAUUUGGAUCUACUAUGACUAUCGCUAUCUGCCUGAUGUUUUCCAUUUCGGUUCAACCAAUAAUGACAAAGAUCGAGACUUUUUAAAGGUGAUAACAUUCAAUGAAAACCUAAAGAAAAAGUUUUGUUGGAGCAAACUUGGAUUUCCCGAGAGAAAUAGCGAUCAUUCUACUCUGUGGAUUGGAUCUGCAGGAUCGUAUACCCCUUGUCAUUUUGAUACAUAUUCAUGCAACUUAGUAUGUCAAGUAUUUGGAAGAAAGAAAUGGAUUUUGUUUCCCCCGAAAGACACUGACCACUUGCUUCCAACCCGAAUUCCAUACGAAGAGUCUAGUGUAUAUAGUCGCAUUAAUUUUGGUUCUCAAAAGCGUUUGGCCAGCCAUGCUGCAGACUUGGAGAAAUGUACUCCUUACCAAAUCACGUUGGAAGCUGGCGACUGUAUGUUUCUUCCUCAAAAGUGGUGGCACUAUGUCCAGUCCGAAGAUUUCAGUAUUAGCGUUAAUACAUGGAUAGAAUUGCCUGGUGAUCAUUCUGUCAGACUGGAAGAGGCCAUUUUGCGAUCCGUUACAAGUACCGUUGUCAGCAUGACAUUUCCGGAUGCUUCAAAACAGAUACUGAAUCCAAACGAGAUGGAUGUAGCCGACAUGAGUGAGAUGGACUUAAAUGAACUUCUUCAAGCAGCUACAUCAUCUUACGUUGAAAGUCAGAGAGCGAAAAUGCUUGCGCCAACGACCACUCUAGCCCCACAACGUCCACCAGCUAUAGAUAACACCAUCUCAGCAGCAGCUGGCAGUCAAGUUAUCUCAUCAACUGCUUCUUCUGAUUCAAGUUCCAUGCCACCUCCUCUCAAAAAAGCAAAGAAACGGAUCAAUCUUCCCGAUUUUCUGCAUUUUCAUAGAGCCAGCGUCAACGUUCUCUCACCAGUGGAUUAUCAGUCAUUAUUUCAGUGUCAAGAUCACGAGAAUGAUUCAAUAGCAGAUACCAAGCAGGAUGAAGAUGCUAAUCCUCCCAUCGUCACCCGAUCUCCUUCUUAUCUUGAACAUUUACUUAAUGCCAUCGGACAUCCUAUCGUGCUGAAAACCAUUUCUCAACAGUUUCUGAAAAACGUUACUCAAAAUCCUCCAAAAUAGUUCCGAUAGAUUAAAUUAGUUGACGCGUUUUCCAUUGUUAAUUAAAAAUUAUAAUGAUUAUCACAGGUUGGUUAGUUAAGUACUAGUAUUUACUCUAAAAAAUAAGCUGACGAUAAAAUAACAAACACGUAUUUGCGUAAAACUUCAAACAAAAGUUGUGCAUAUGUGAAUAAAUGAUAGAUUAUGUAUGUUAGGGAUAAAUCCUAAGUAUAAGGGAUAUGGACAAUCCGUGAAUGGAAAUCAUGACGCGAGCACGGCGCCUACCUAAAGCUAAUAAAUAGUUACCUAUCCUUUUCGCAUGCAUAAUAAAUGUCAGUUGUUGUAAGAAUAAUCCGUUUUCCUUAUUCUCGUUGUGAUUCUUGGUACAUAGAUGUUUUGUAAAAUGUGACACAAAAUUAAAUAAAAAUUUUGUUAAAUUAUUUUUCUGUAAAAAA
Folsomia candida is the source of this 2340-nucleotide messenger RNA. It is a transcript of the gene HSPBAP1, whose product is annotated as HSPB1-associated protein 1. The record is from RefSeq and is a predicted model, not a curated record. Lineage: Eukaryota; Metazoa; Arthropoda; Collembola; Entomobryomorpha; Isotomidae. Gene Ontology annotation, molecular function: 2-oxoglutarate-dependent dioxygenase activity. The transcript is spliced from 9 exons. Bases 452 to 1906 code for a protein of 484 amino acids.